AUGAGUUUUAAUCUAAGAGAAUAUUUGCAACAAAAUCAUAAUGAACUCACAUGGAAAGAAAGAAUUCAAAUUAUUGAUAGUGUAAUUGACGCAGUUUUGUCUAUCCACAGAGAGAAUGCAAUUCACAGAGAUUUACAUUCUGGAAAUAUAUUAUUUGGUCAACUAAAUCAAAGCUUUUUCGUCAGUGAUCUUGGAUUUUGCGGACCAGCUAAUAAACCAUUAGAUUGCAUAUAUGGAAAUCUUUCAUAUAUAGCACCUGAAGUUAUUGUUAAAAAGAAAUAUACUUUUGCAGCUGAUAUUUAUAGUAUUGGCAUACUUAUGUGGGAAAUCUCAUCUGGACAACCACCUUUUAAUAAUAAACAUGAUUAUGAUCUUGCAAUAAAAAUAGUAAAGGGAAUGAGACCAAAAAUAAUACCAGGCACUCCUUUAGAAUAUAAAGAAUUAAUGGAACAAUGUUGGGAUGCUAAACCUACGAAAAGACCUGAUAUUUACACUCUUUAUUAUAAAAUAAAGGAUAUUUAUAGAUGGCAUUGUCAAAAUGAAAAUGAACAAAGAAUAAUUAGUAAAAUUAUGACUAUUAAUAACUCUCGAUUAAGUACAAGAUUUAAUGUAAAUUCUAGUUCUAGUGAUAGUUCCUUUUUUGGGAAUUUUAGUGUAAAUUCUAGUAAUAUGAAUAUUAGUAGUAGCGUUUAUAAUUUUGAAAAUUUACCUGAACCAAAAAAUGCAACAAAAGGUAAGAAUUUUUUAUUAUACAGUUUUACUUUUUACAAUAUAAUAUUAAUUAUUCAUUUUAUUUAUUUAAUAGAAGAACAAGAUGGUAAUUUUUAA
Rhizophagus irregularis DAOM 181602=DAOM 197198 is the source of this 828-nucleotide messenger RNA. NCBI's taxonomy places the organism in Eukaryota, Fungi, Glomeromycota, Glomeromycetes, Glomerales, Glomeraceae. The record is from RefSeq and is a predicted model, not a curated record.